GAUAUGCAGUGUAUUACCUAUGUGCACCUUUCCAGUGAUAAAGUCACAUGUUGCAUCACAGCAAUCUGUGUCCUCCCAAGUGGACAGGUCCUGGUUGUAGAUAAUGAUAAUAAAAAAGUCAAGCUGCUGAACGAGCAGUACCAGGUGGCGAGUUACUUGGAUGUGUACGCUGAUCCGCAGGAUAUGUGUAUUAUCACACCCAGUAAGGUAGCAGUGACUGUGAAUGGUAACACAUUUAGUCAUUAUAACAUUUGUGAAGUCCAGUUUAUCACCAGUCACCCGGAGCGAGCUUUUUCGAGGCAGUAAGCUUCAGUUACAACAUGACUGUAGAGGUAUUGUCCACCACGAAGGUGAACUGUUUAUCUACUCUGGUUCUGUGUUGUUCAAUUACUUACUGAGUGGGAAAAUUAUCAGUGAACUGUACGAGGAUAGAUCAAUGGAGAGGUGUGCUGUGAGUCCCACAUGGGACAGGCUGUUCAGAACCACCCCCUCCCAGCACAAGCUCCUCGCCCUGGCCAGGGAUGGGACACUCCUGGCUACAUUAACACACCCAGAAUUAGAGCCCCCACAUGGUGUACACGUUAUCCCUGCAUGCCAGGUGCUGGUCUGUGGAUGGCGGUCACACACUAUGCUACAGAUUGACAGUGAGGGGAGAAGGAAGCUUGCCACUCUGGUUGAAAAGAUGGAGGGAUGGAGGGACCCACUGUCAGUCUGCUACAGCAGAACGACAUCUUCCAUUAUUGUGGGACAGUGGAGGGACAAUAUCCUUGUAUUCAGAGUGGAAUAGUGUGAACAUGCAUUUAAUAGUUGUUGUAAUAUGUGAUUUAUAUUAGAAUUGCAAUGUGAUGUUCUGUAUAAGAACGUGUAGAUUGUGAUAUGUUUAUUACAUUAUGAUAUAUUACAGUAUUAACAUGUUUGUAUAAUGGCAGACAGGUAUUUUGCGACAAAACUGACCAUAAGAGUUAAUCUUAUCAUAUUAUUGUGACCUAGCCACUAAAAUAAGUUUUUAGUUGACACAAAAUUAUGCACUUCUGUUAAAUCAUCGUUAUAGUAAAUGGGUUGAGAAUAUAAUAUUAAGUGUCAUUUAUUGUCCAGUGCCAAUGCACAUGUAAAAUAUCAAGCCCAUUGGUAAAUUAGUUGAAGAGUUAUUGAUUAGAAACAAU
Messenger RNA from Dreissena polymorpha, 1163 nucleotides. RefSeq lists its product as uncharacterized. The transcript has 2 exons. The record is from RefSeq and is a predicted model, not a curated record. The coding region runs from base 224 to 787 and encodes 187 amino acids. NCBI's taxonomy places the organism in Eukaryota, Metazoa, Mollusca, Bivalvia, Myida, Dreissenidae.